Molecule: messenger RNA, 1977 nt
Organism: Penicillium antarcticum
Lineage: Eukaryota; Fungi; Ascomycota; Eurotiomycetes; Eurotiales; Aspergillaceae
Exons: 4
Coding region: 1-1977 (658 amino acids)
Source: RefSeq, a predicted model, not a curated record
AUGGAAGAAAAGUUCCAGAACUUACCGGUGCUGUCUCGGUGGCCGAGUGAUGCCCAUGCCCCUCCGGACGCUCCCGUCGAUCCCAUCCCGCCCUACCAUGAAGUCCCUCCAGUGCCAGUUCCAGCUCCAAUUCCAGCUCCAAAUGCCGCCCCAGCUCAAGCCUACGCGCCAGCUCCAACACAACCUCCAGCACAACCUCCAGCUCCAGUUCCAGCACAACCCCCCAAAGCAACCCGCAAUGCCCCCGCCAAGGUCCGCAAACCCCGCAAGGCAAACACAAACGCCUCAGGGAAGUCAACCCUAUUCUGGGUCAACAGCGAUCCCCAGACAGCAGCAGAAGGCACAAAAGAAGAAACGCUCAAGAGCAUCCGGUCACAUGUGAUGUCCGAGCAUAACCGCAAAAAGCGCAUGGAAAGCACGAAGCAAUACAAUAAAGAUAAAUGGAGGCAGACGCCAUACCAGACACCCGCUGGCGCGCUUGCCUCGGCCGGACCUGGCUCUGGCUCUGGAGUUAGGGUUGGAGUUGGACCUGCGCGCGCAUCGAUCAGUUCUUCCGCUAGUCUUUCUGGGAGUCAUAUCUCUGACGAGACGGAGCUGGAGCAGGUUGGCAGGAGUAAUGCGCUUGUUGCGUCGUCUGCUGGUUAUCCUGUAGUCUCGGGGUCGUCGGCGUCGUGGGAUGGAGGGUAUGGCGGGGCGGCUGCUUAUCCGUCUAUAUGGUCGCGAGUUGGGCAGGGUGCUAAUGAUCCGUUUAAUACUGGACAUACGCAAUUGACAGAUCGGAUGAUGAGGCAUUUGAGGGUUUUCUUAUGGGAUCUCACGCAAGAAGCGCAUCCAUUGCAGAUGCGGUAUAAGCCUAAGCUGCAGGCGCAUUGGGCGUCUCUGAUCCAGCGGGAUCCGGCUAUUCUCCAUGCGACGAUCUGUAUGGCGACGUCUAAUGAUGCUAUGCGUGCUGGCGAGUUGCCUAUUCGAGACCCGAAUCAGAAGAGGAGCCAGUUGGUUAUUGAUACCUUCCACCAUCGGGGUGAGACGAUUCGAUUGGUUAACGAGGGCUUAUCCGACCCUGUCAAGGCAUCUAGUGAUGUUCUGAUUGCUGCCGUUUCAACCCUGUUGACGAUUGAAAUCGCAUCGGGGAACCCUGAUUAUCUCAAAAUCCAUCUAGCAGGACUGCGACAGAUGAUCGCACUGCGAAAGAACUUUGACGAUGUCCCCUCGGACGUCCGGUUCCAAAUCUCAUGGACCGACAUCCGCGUCGCCUGCAUGGCCCACGCCAAACCAAUCUUCCCCUUCGUGCGGUACACCCGCCCAGCCCAUUUCUCCCUAAUUCCCCCAAACGACGACGUAGCCCUCCUAGCAACGCGCCUCUUCCCACUUCUCAAAAUCCCUGGCAUAUUCGGCGAAGCCAUGCCGCAGAUAACAUACGACCUCCUAGAACUAUCCUGGUACGCAGAAUGGAUAAAAGGAAAAACAGGCUACAAAGAAUUCAACGAAGAAACCGAAGACUACUUCAACACAGAAGUCCUCUACGUGGAAUACAUGCUCCACACAGACCGCUACACACCAACGGGCCAAGUAAAAGGCGACAACUCAAUCGAGGGCUGCACCCGUCUCGCCUGCCUCCUCUUCCACAACAGCGCCAUCUGGAGCUUCUACCCCAUGGUCGCGCAACUCCUGCCCAAACCAAUUCUCGCGCUGCGCGCUGCUCUCGCUGCUACCAUCCCCAUGGGAUUGUUUGCACUUUGUCGGGAUCUGCUUAUCUGGCAGCUUUUCAUGGGUGCCGUCUGCAGUGCGACUUUACCUGCCGAGCGGGUCUUUUUCGUUUCGGAGUUGGCUGCUGCGGUGCGGUUGCAGGGGAUUUCGACGUGGCAGGAGGCUAGGGCGCUCUUGUUGGGCUUUUUCUAUGUCGAUCGUGUGCAUUUGUCUAUGCUGAGGCAGGUUUGGGAUGAGGUUUUGGUCCAGGGUCAGGUGGAGCCGGCUUGA